CUUCACUUCCUGUAAAAAAUUAUGCUCAACAGAAGCAGCUACAUGUGAAACACAGGCGUAAACCCCCCCGGACACUAUAUCAGAAGAGAGAGAGAGAAUGGAUAACUUCUUUAUCACCUCAUGAAGACUUUUCCCCUCUGAAUGACAUGGCAUUGUAGGCUCGAGGCCCUGUAACAGCCAGAGGAGCAGCCAUGGACGCCCUGGCUGUCAGUGGAAUACAGCUUUACAGCCCAGAGAAACACUUUGACCAAAUAGUGGACAUCAGAGCAGAGAGACACGAGCACCUGCGAGGACGCAACAACGUGACCUCGUGUCGCAGCCCUACGAGACAGUUUGACACCAAGCUGAUAAAGAAUGAUCUGAAGGAAAAGAGGCAUCUUGAAUUUCUGAGGAGGAGAUCAGUGAGCCCGGAGCCGAAUACAAACUCUUCUACCAGGAGAAAACCUUCACCGAAGACAUUUUCAAUGAAAUAUCACAGCAGCAAGUCAGAGACAUUGCAUACAAAUGUACAAAAUAGUCCCCCUAAUGGGAGGCAUCCAAUGAUGAUUUUAACACCAAACAGCAGCGUAACUGACGGCCCAAGCACCAGCGACUGGGCUUCAUUAUGGACAGAACAGGUAACACUGAUAAAGCAAGAGAAAGGCCAUGCAAGGAAGCAAGCAUCUACCUCCACACCAGCCAUAAAGGAGUCAAACCAGAACAGGACAAAAAGCACACGAGAGAAUAGUUUUAAUGGUCAAAAGACGAGCAUCAAAACAUUCAUCCAAACAGAAAAGAUUCACCAAAAACAGAUACUGCGAGAGACUAGUAUGCAGACGGAGUCUGGUUUUGUCACCAUCAAGGAGUCAGAUCUUCAGAGGUUAAAUGACUACUUGCAGGAGGCCCUGUGGCGAGAGGAAGCUGUGAAGAAGAAGCUGGCAGCCCUCCAGGAGAGCACGACGAACCUCAUGAACUCCUCCUGCAAGAUAUGGACGGCUCGCUGCAGCGAAGAUCUGCUGAGAAACAAGAUCAAGGCUCUGGAGGCGCAGCUGCAAGUCUGCCUGCAGAAGUUUCCUAGAGAUGGAGUGAAGAAACUGGUGAUACAGAUGGAGAAGCAGAAGCUGGUGUAUGAGGAGAGGGCACUGGUCGCCCUGCAGAAGGUCACACAGGAGAAAACUGAGGCGCUCAGCAAGGCUGAGACGAUGCAGGAAGCGCUAAUUACAGCAAAGGCAGAGGCACAGAGGUGGCAGAGCCUUUGUGAGGAGCUGAAGCUGAACUCUGGACAGCUCAGGGAAAACCAACACCUCAGUAAUGAACAGCUGCAACAGCUGCACAGCCAAGUGGAGCUGUCCAGAAGCAGAGAGGCCGAGCUGAGGGACGAGGUAGUGUCGUUGAGACAAGAGAAGAAGGAGCUACAGUACAACAUGUGCCUGCUGGAGGAGGACAACCAGGGUUUAAGAGAGGAAAUCCAGCACCUCAGAGAUGGCAGCAACGAGAGCGAGGACGUCAUGACGCUAGGGCGUCUGACGUCAGAGGAAGCAGAGCCACGGCUGACGGCGAGGAGAGACUCUCGGGUGGAGGAGCAGCUCCGUAACACUCAGGAGAAACUCCAACUCAAGGAGAGAGAGUGCGAGGAGCUGCAGACAGAUCUGCAUGCCAUGGAGCAGGAGUGUCAGUCCAGCCAGGCCCGGCUGUCGCAGUGCAGGGACGAGCUCCGGCAACUCAGCCACCGCCGCAGGACAUCGACGCGGCGUUGCUCUUGGUUGAAGGUGUGCAUGUUCGUCCUUCUUCUCCUCGCUGUGGCGGGGGUCGCCAUGUUGUGGCUGUGGCAUCCUCCUUUCAGAGAGCAAGUUGAAGACCUGUACUCGGACAUAGAAACACGUAUUGAAGACUAUCUCACGGAGAUGGCGUCUCCUCAACACUCAGGCUGUUUUAGACCGAUAUGAUGAUGUCACUGCUCAGGAACUUUGUUUCUGUUUUAAAAUAAGAUUUCUUUUCUAGGAUGUAGUUUGUUGAUAUUUUUGUAUUUUAUACAAUUUUAGACUUGGAACUCAGAGUGUGUGUGAAAAUGUUGUGUUGACAUGUGUAGGAUGUUCUGAUACAAGUGAACACUUCCAGUGUGAAAAAUGUUUGUUUGCAACAAUGAAAAACAUGUUAAAAGUACUGUCACAUGUUGUCUGACGUUAAUGACAUUUUAAGAAGCUGUGAGUCAAUAAUAUCAACCAAAAUAGUCAGAACUCAGGAAAAUAGGAAGUAUCCUUCAUACUGUAAACAGCUUAUUUCGUCGAAACAAGCACCACCUUGAAUUAUUAAAAAUCAUUUAAAAUAAAGACAAAACGUGAUUCUUUCAGCUGUUGCUCUCAGUAAUAGAAAGAAAGGAGAGUAGGCACUCAAUAAAAGAGCCAUUCGAGUUUUGCAUUAUGAGAAAUAAAGAAAUAUUGUUACUAUAACAAA
Molecule: messenger RNA, 2433 nt
Organism: Sebastes umbrosus (honeycomb rockfish)
Lineage: Eukaryota; Metazoa; Chordata; Actinopteri; Perciformes; Sebastidae
Product: TRAF3-interacting JNK-activating modulator
Exons: 14
Coding region: 192-1925 (577 amino acids)
Source: RefSeq, a predicted model, not a curated record